Molecule: messenger RNA, 936 nt
Organism: Gongylonema pulchrum
Lineage: Eukaryota; Metazoa; Nematoda; Chromadorea; Rhabditida; Gongylonematidae
Source: the annotation of a GenBank genome assembly
AUGUUCAGUGAACAAUGCAUUCAGGUGCUAAGGCCACCGCUGUUGUCGCGCUUGUUCUUUUUGCAUAUACUACAACAAACAAAUGCUUCAUUUGAAAUUGUUUCGGAGCAAGAUUUACUUGAAUAUCAAAAACUAAUACCCUGGCAGGCAAUGACUCUGCUAAUUGGCAGCGUUGGUGUUGUUAUCAAUUUACUUUUGCUUACUGUAUUCUGUGGUUUUUCCACUUUCUGGUCGCGGUACAAGCUAUUCAUAUGCUUAGCAGUUGGUGAUUUAUUCAAUUGCCUUGGAAUAGCCCUGCUUGGCUUAAACAGACGAUACUUAUUCAAGGAGGUGACCGAGCGAGGAUACGCAAUACCACAAGUAGGUUUUCAUGCUGCAUUUUCAUCAGCGCUAAUCACGGAAGCAAAAACUGAUAUGGAUCGGCUGCGCCAAAAGAUUUCUGGAUUAUGUGCCUUGUUCGGCAAGGUUGCGGGCACAAAACGAAAUGUCGUUAUAGAGCUUGAAAGCCAACGAGCAUGGGUUGAGUACUCGACUUCGCCAGGGGAAUUGAAUCCUAUUUCCGACGCUACGCUUGCCGGCCUGACGCCGAUAUCCUGCGCUAUGAAAGCAUAUGUUUGGAUACGUCUGAUUGGAACAUUAUGGCCACCAGCUAUACAGCUUGCCAUUGGCGCCGAUCGGGCUGCCUCCAUUCUGAAACCAUUCUGGCAUCGUCGUUACAUCGAUAAUAAGGAUUGGCAGUUGGGCGUUACUACGUUUCUCUUCGUCAUGGUUUCUCUGUUUGCCGGAUUGUUAAUUGUUUUAAUGAAUAGCGAUCGGACGGUUAUCUUUUAUUGUGGACGGAAGGCAACAUUUUCGAACGGAUUUGGCUAUUACGUAUAUUUUGCCGAGGUGUCGUUCUUGUAUUUCGCAAUAAACAUGAAAAGAUUACAUGUGUAA